AUGAAGCUGCUACUCACAAUCAUUCUCUCGGCCCUGGUUGGCCUAGCAUAUGGUCUCGCAUCUACAGAUACCAUCACCUGGGGAGGCGACAACUCCCGAACAGGCUAUCAAACUAACCAUAACAUGGAUCCCGCCAUCGUAGGAAGCCCUCAAUUCGACAUCGUCUUCAAAACAGCUCUCCCCGGAAAAUACGUCGGCGCCACAGAACAGAUCUUCUCCCAACCUCUCGUCUACACUCCCUCGGGCGGUACAACACAAUACGUUUUUCUCGCGACGACUCAGAAUAAUAUUUAUAAGCUUGAUGCAAAGACUGGUGUUAUUCUUGCAUCGAGAAAUAUCGGCAUUCCAUUCCUUACUGCUGAUUUGGACGGUUGUGUCGAUGUCAAUCCUACCGUGGGAGUCACUGCGACGGGUGUUAUUGAUCCUGAUACGGAUACGUGGUAUAUUACCUCAAAGACUUAUGUGAAUCAGAAUGCUGGUCAGGUCCCGCAGGGAAGACCGGCGGGAAGGUAUAAGAUACACGCUAUCAAUGUCAAUGAUCUUUCGGAGCGACAGAACUUUCCUGUUGAUCUGGAGGGAACGAUUGCGAGGAAUAAUCCAGAGAGGAUGUUCACGGGCGGUAUUCACCAUCAACGACCUGGGCUACUUCACACAGGACAAUAUGUCUACGCUGGCUUCGCAUCGCAUUGUGUGCAGUAUAACUUCACAGGCUGGAUCAUGGGCUGGGAUAAAACCACCGGACAGAUCGUUGAGCACUGGGCCUCUGAAGGUCUUGGAGUGAGUAGUAACAUCUCCGGUGCUGGAAUCUGGCAAUCUGGCGGCGGUCUUGCCUCCGACGACGCAGGAUCAAUGUUCUUCGCUACUGGAAACGGAUACGCUUCUCAACUCUCGACUAUUCCUGUCAAUGGCUUCACGCCCCCGACUGCGAUGGAACAAGCGGCCGUUCACAUGUCCAUCAACGGCGACGGUACUCUUUCGAUUGUGGACUUCUUUAUGCCGUUUGAGAAGCAGGAGCUCGAUGGUGCUGAUAAGGAUCUGGGAACGAGCCCUCUUGAGAUUCUGCCGAGUCAAUUCUCGUGCGGCGAUGUCAAGAGAAUGGGCAUUGUUACUGGAAAGUCUGGAAAGACUUAUUGGCUUAAUAUUGAUGAUCUUGGUGGUUAUCGCAAUGGUCCCAACUCAAAGGAUAGAGUCAUCCAGACUUUUCAAAAUGAGAAUUCUGUGUAUGCGGGCGCGGGUGUAUAUCCUCUUGAAGGAGGCUACAUCUACAUCAACGUGAUCCAAUACCCAACACACGUCUUCAAAUUCUCCUGUCUUAACAACACCCCCUACUUCACAAAAGUCGCCGACUCUCCCACCAACAACGCUUACAUCCUCGGCGUAAGCCACGGCACAACCACAUCCCUAAACAACCAAGAAGGCACAGGUCUUCUCUGGGUAUCCGACGUCCAAAACACCAAUUUCAAGAUCUACGACGCCGUUCCUCAAAACGGCUACCUCAACGUCAUUCGAAACUUCACCAUUGUGGGUAUUACCAAGUUUAGUAGACCUGUGUUCGGUGAUGGUAUGGCGUAUAUUGGAACGACGGUGGGAUACUUUUAUGGUCUUGGGUCGACGAAUAAGUUUCCGCUUAAUUGUACGAGUUCGAUCGAUUUUGGGACGGUGGAUUAUCAGGGGAGUGGUGUGCAGGUUAUUAAUUGUACGGCAGUUUUUGAUCUGAGUGUUACGGGUGUUGCGCUCGCAGAUGGCACGAAUUAUAACAUCAGUCAGAUGCCGAGUCUGUCGUUGUCUAUGUCGGCUGGGGAUAAGUUUCAAUUCGCUGCGCAGUUCGUCCCCAAGAGCGUUGGACGGCUGGGUACUACCAUCAAUAUUCAGACUUCGGGUGUUUCGGAUGCAUCGUAUAGCAAGUCUGUCAAGGUCAGGCUGACGGGCGUUGGCAAGAGUUCGAAUGCUUUGUUGGAUAUCAGCCCAAAGUCUGUGGUGUUCACUGGCCUCGUCACCGGUACUCAAGCUGAAUCGCAGAGCGUCCUCAUUGGGAACGAUGGGUCCAGCGAUCUUCAGGUAUCCUCGGUUCUAUAUUCCAAUGCCUCUUCAUCUGGUCCCUUUACUACCUGGUCUGGCGCAGGUAGUCUCACCGUCGGCAAGUUCACAUUGACUGGUAUCCCAAGUACAGUCCCUGGAGGAAACGACACUGCCAUCUCUGUCAAGCCUGAUACUUCUGUUACUGGUAACUACACGGCUUGGGUCAAGUUCGUCACCACCGGAGGCAACGCGACUGUAUCGCUAUCCGCAGCAGCAGGUGAUCCGCCAACAGCCCUUCUCGAGUUCCAAACACCAGACGGAAGUGGCUGGGUCAAAUACGAUCCAAAUAAUCCCUUCACAUUCGGAAACGUUACAGAGAAUACUUCCCGUUCUUUAAAAUUCCGUGUUACAAACACCGCUGCUCCCGGUGGUGUCAAGCUCGGUCUCACAGUCUCAAAACCACCCUUCGGCGUUCCAGGCAUCAUCAAAUCAGCAAACCAGAUUGAUCUCGCCGAGGGAACAUUAAUCGCCCCAGGUCAAAGUCAAACCGCGACUCUGACCUGCACCGUCCCCAAAAGUCAAUGGAACCUCCCAUCAUACAACGGCACCGCCCAAUGGACUAUUAACACCAACGAUCCAACAUGGUCUUUCGAAAAACGCGCAGUUCAGUUCUUCUGCAACGCCGUCUCUGAACAAGCAGCACCUCUUCUCCCCAACGGUCAAGGACGCUAUCAAUACGUCGGCUGCUUUAAAGAGAAUAACCCCGGUCGUCAACUCUCCAACCAACUGUACGCCAAUAGCUCCAACACCAAUGAGAUGUGCAUCAACACCUGUGGUUCAGAAGGUCUAGCAUUCUGCGGAACGCAAUACCGAAGUGAAUGCUGGGCGGGUAACAAGAUCCCCACACAGAAAGUCGACGAUAAGAACUGCAACUUCGACUGCGCGGGAAGUCUGAACCAGAUUUGCGGUGGAAAUGGCAUUGAUGGCAGUGGAGCUUAUAUCAGUCUUUUCGCUGAUACGCUUCAAUGGGACGGUUCGUAUGCGAGUGUUACUACGAGUAGUAGUGCCAGCGCUGCGACGCCCCAAGGACCGUCUGUGAAUCCUGGUGUUGGUGGGUAUACGAGUAUCGGGUGUUAUACUGAGGCUACUAAUGGCCGAGCACUUCCUAACGGAAGGAGUAAUAAUCCUCCUACUGUUGCGAAUUGUGUUCAGGCUUGUAGUAAUGAGAACUUUGUUUAUGCUGGUGUUGAGUAUGGUGGAGAGUGUUACUGUGGUAAUGGCUUCACAGAUGGAUCGGUGUCUGCCCCUAUCACUGAUUGCGGCAUGCUUUGCAACGGCAACUCGAGCGAAUACUGUGGUGGUCCAAGUCGUCUUAACGUCUACGAACUCAAUGCAGUCUACAGUAGUUCAUUGUCAACUUCGAUGGCAGCUUUAUCGUCGACCAGCAGUGUGGGCUCUUCAGUAGCUACCUCUUCGAGCGCUGCUCUCUCGGUAUCUAGCUCUGCCCCAAUUGUCUCCAUCAGCAGCGUGGGCACAUCCAGUUCCUCGAACGCCCAGCUCUCGUCCUCGGCUUCAACCGGCGGAGGCUCUUCUAGUGGCGUAUCAACUUCCGGAAGCUCGACUUCAAACGUCGCUUCAACUAGCACAAGUUCAAAAGGCAGUACAACUUCAGCUCCCGCCUCAAGCAGUACAUCGGCAAGCUCUUCCACGAGCUCCUUCAGCACUUCACUCAGUGUGUUUCGUAAUAUCGCUGGUGGCCUCAGCAGCGCCUCGACUUCCACGUCUAGUGCUGCGCAAACGUCCUCUUCUGCAACAAGCAGUGCGACGAGUCUCUCAAGCUCUGGUAGCUCAAGCAGUUCGGCGAUCAGCUCUUCCACAAGCAGCGUUAGCUCUGGCUUGCGGUUUACGACCUCGAGUUCAACAACUUCGAGCUUUGUUGGCUCAAGUUCGUCCACGGUAUCCUCCAGCACGAGCUCCAGCACCUCAACAACGUGGACAACUUUCUCUACGAUCUCUUCCAGUUCACGCGCCUCCACUACGACCACCAGUACAACUUCGUCAAUCUCGAGUUCAGUGUCCUCGAGCGUGGUGUCUUCAAGCACGUUGCCUUCAAUCGUAUCGAGCGCUCCGUCUCUCAAUGCGCUAUCGUCGGCGACGACGUCUUCUACAGUCAGUCGCCCGUCAUCUGCUACGACAUCAUCGGGUGUCUCGAUCGUUUCUUCGUUGAGUUCUCUGGGUGCGGGAGGUCCAGUUGGUCUAUCAUCCGUAUCCAGCGUCACUACUGCUACCACUACAUCUCGUUCCACCUCAGUCAUAUCUUCAUAUACGACGUCUACAACAAGUUGUUCCUCGAUUACAACCUCUCGGUCCACUUCUACAAGCACUACUAGCUCCAGCACUUCAACGAUCACCAGCUCUGCAAGCUUAAGGGUCUCCUCUACCACUACCAGCACCACGUCAACGUCCAUCAAACCCACCGCCACAGGUCCUUCAAUCUCCGACACAGUUGGAACAUGGGCCUUCCAAGGUUGUUGGACAGAAGGUUUCCUCAUCCGCGCCCUCAACUCCAAGGCCACCGCCAACGAUGACAUGACACUCGAAAGCUGCGCUAGCUUCUGUAGUGGUUUCACGUAUUUCGGUACCGAGAACAGUCGAGAGUGCUACUGUGGCAAUCAGCUGAACUUCGGAAGUAUCCAAGCCCUCAACCAGAAAGAUUGCUCUGCUACCUGUGCGGGAGACAAAACAGAUUACUGUGGUGGAACACUUCGCCUACAGCUUUAUAAGACUGGUGCCAAGACAACUACUACCCCAUCGGUGGACCAAGGCAACAAGAACUUCACAAGCUACUCAUGCGUUUCAGAGCCUUUCCUCGGUCGUCUACUUCCACAGCUGGUGAUGAACGACGCCAACUCCAUGACAAUCGAUACAUGUCUCGAGAAAUGCUGGAUGUACAAAUACGCCGGUGUCGAGAACGGUCGCGAAUGUUGGUGCGGCAAUACCAUCAAUUGGCAGGGUCUUCUACCAACUUUUGGUCAGGGUAAGAAUGUUUCUAUGACGGAUUGUAACAUCGGCUGUCCUGGAAAUAAUCUUGCGUAUUGUGGCGGUUUGGCGAGGAUGAACUUGUAUAUUAAUAAGUCGUCGGCUUUGGCGUUUCUGAAGAAGCAUAGGAGACGGCAUGCGAAAGGAUUUUGA
Fusarium redolens is the source of this 5211-nucleotide messenger RNA. RefSeq names its product WSC domain-containing protein. The record is from RefSeq and is a predicted model, not a curated record. The coding region runs from base 1 to 5211 and encodes 1736 amino acids. NCBI's taxonomy places the organism in Eukaryota, Fungi, Ascomycota, Sordariomycetes, Hypocreales, Nectriaceae. The transcript is spliced from 5 exons.